Molecule: messenger RNA, 414 nt
Organism: Cannabis sativa
Lineage: Eukaryota; Viridiplantae; Streptophyta; Magnoliopsida; Rosales; Cannabaceae
Product: B-box domain protein 30
Exons: 2
Coding region: 1-414 (137 amino acids)
Molecular function (GO): zinc ion binding
Source: RefSeq, a predicted model, not a curated record
AUGUGUAGAGGGCUAGAAGAGAGCAACCGAGGGAGUAAUUUUGUAGCUCGGUCGUCGAGCACUGACGACGACACAUGCUCGGUGGUGUGCGAGCUGUGUAGCUCGGCGGCUUCGGUGUAUUGCCAGGCCGACGAUGCGUACUUGUGUAGAAAAUGCGACACAUGGGUUCAUGGGGCUAAUUUCUUAGCCCGGAGACACAUUAGGUGCUUCCUUUGCAAUACAUGUCAUAAGCUCACCAAGAGAUAUCUUAUUGGAGCCUCGGUUGAGAUGGUUCUUCCAACUCUUGUAACUACUUCUUCAACUACUACUUCAUCGGAUCAGCAAAGAAGCCAGUGUGAUUCUUCUCUUUCCAAAACUAAUUGCUCUACUACACUAAAAACGCCCUUCUUAUUUGAUGGAAAUGUUGGGAUUUAA